AUGUAUGGAGACACUGCUAAUAAGCUUAUACUAGAUGCCAAAAGAUCAGCCAACUUAUCAGAAAUCCCAUUAUAUCAAUCCAAUUUAAUCAAUCUUAUAAUCAAAGAAACCAACGAAUUAAAUAAAGAUGCUCAAUAUUUGGCAGAACUUCAUCAACUAAAACAAGAAGAAAAUUCAGAAGAAUUAACUGAAGAAGAUGAGAAGAUUAGUCAAUGUCAAGAAUUCGUAACUCAUUUAUCUAUGAGGCGGAAUAAAAGAUGUUUAUUGGCAUAUGAGAAAUUAAGAGCUGAUAAAUUGGUUGAAUUUACUUGGUUGAAUAUUGAUCCUAUAUCUGAAUCAGAUGAGAGUAAUGCAACGACGGGCACCGCUGCAGGAACUAGCACUAGUGGUGGCGGUAAUAGUAAGACACAGAAUAUACCGUAUUCUGACAGUAUUUAUAAUAACUAUACUACAAAAGUGGCAUUGGAUAAUCUAAGUCAUGCAGAACAAGAUUUCCUUAAGAAUUAUCAAGAUUUAUUAGUGGAUUAUAAAUCAAACUUUCCUGAUAUCGAUCUUUCCGGAGAUUUAGAACCUCCAACGAAUAUAUUCAUCGAUGUUAGGGUGCUUAAGGAUGGUGGAGAGGUUCAGACUGAGUAUGGGUGUUUUAAUUUGAUUAAAGAUUCUCAGUUCUAUGUGAGGAAGUCUGAUGUUGAACGAUUGAUCCAACAAGGCUAUUUAGAAGAGAUAUAA
Messenger RNA from Hemisphaericaspora subhashii, 729 nucleotides. It is a transcript of the gene PSF1, whose product is annotated as DNA replication protein. The record is from RefSeq and is a predicted model, not a curated record. The transcript has a single exon. NCBI's taxonomy places the organism in Eukaryota, Fungi, Ascomycota, Pichiomycetes, Serinales, Debaryomycetaceae. The coding region runs from base 1 to 729 and encodes 242 amino acids. Gene Ontology annotation, biological process: DNA strand elongation involved in mitotic DNA replication; DNA replication. Gene Ontology annotation, cellular component: GINS complex.